Nothobranchius furzeri (turquoise killifish) is the source of this 4114-nucleotide messenger RNA. RefSeq names its product tumor protein p53 inducible nuclear protein 1 (gene tp53inp1). NCBI's taxonomy places the organism in Eukaryota, Metazoa, Chordata, Actinopteri, Cyprinodontiformes, Nothobranchiidae. Gene Ontology annotation, biological process: autophagosome assembly; positive regulation of DNA-templated transcription. The record is from RefSeq and is a predicted model, not a curated record. Gene Ontology annotation, cellular component: nucleus; autophagosome.
UGGUGAUGUAACAAUGGGGAGGGUAAAAAACAGGAAGUCAGCAAUGUGGCACAUCUUAUCAGUGUUGUGGUGUUAAAUGUAGUACAGGUGUCUUCAUUUGGCAGUGGAAACGUUUUGAGCAACAUGUUUUCCCAGUCUUUUUAUGGAAGGUUUUCCUACGGAUGCUUUUGCUGUCUUUUCUGUUUAGUUAGCUGGAAAGAUUCCCACUGAGCAUCUGUGCACCAAGCACAGCAGUAGCACGGUCAGCGUGGCUCAUUGUUGUUUUUAGAAACCUGUAAUCUAAGCACAAAUACAGAGGCUAAAUGUCCCAAUUUCAGAGUUUCAGAGAAAAUGACUCUAGACACAUGGAAAACAAUCUCAAAUGUGAAAGGUUGAACUAUUUUAAGUUUUCCAAGGAUGACAGAACCUCGUCAACCCACUGCUGGCAUACAGUUUUUCCUAGGGCUGAGGUUUGGGUUAGAUUCGGAUUUAGUGCUGGUAGCCUCUAAAUAAACCCAUCUCACAGGAAGGAGCAAAAAAAAAAAUUAAAAAAAUUGUAGGAAAAGCACCAAACUGUUAAGAGUGUUCUCUGGACGGUUUAGACCCAGAAAAAAGUACAAAGAAGCUCCCUGAUCUUAUUUGAAUGAUGCAAUUUGCAGAAAAACAGAUAUUAGAUUCAGGGCGUUGAUCCUAAAUUUCGAACUAAUUUCUGAGUGCGUAUUCCUGAAAAGUUUUGAAUGGGUGGACACCUGAAACAGGAAGCCCGGAUGCGGUCCUGUUUAUGUAACAUUUGCCUGUUUUUGGGAGGAGAAGCUAACAUUUGAGCCUGACUUCUCAGCUGGAGCUCUUUGCCCAGUCAUGUUCUUUUCUGUAGAGCGAAGAAGAGGGGGCACGUCACGUGGGUUAGUGACAGUCCGUUUAGCGCUUUCUAAUUGGCUUAAAAGCCCUUAGCCCGUCCCCUACGAUAGGUUGUCCUUGCCGACGUCACCACGAUCAGCUGUUAGAGCUCUACAACAACAACAAAAGAAAUCGCAGUACAGGGACCGAGGAGGAAACGGCGGAGACAAAACUGCACUGCGACUCCCCAUGUGCAGUCCCUGAAAAUAACGUUUUUAUUCUUUUAUUUCUUCCGCGAAGAAGCCUAGAUUUUUUCUAUUUUUCGAAAAGUAACGAAUCUACAUCCGUUUUAAGGAUUUUAAUCGCGAUUUUAAGUCGGUCACGUCUCGUUCUCCUGCCGCAGGUCUCUCUUUUCUUCUUGUACUUUUGCACUCGUGGAACCCCAACGUGGAGCGAUAUCUCUCCUGAGCCUCAGAUGAUCUAUGACCACACCUUACUGAUGCACUUCAGCACCUUUCUGGAGCCUUCCACCUGCUGUGUAGCCUGCAGCUGAUGACCAAAACGACUGCCAUCUCUCCCCGCCGUUGCCCCGAGCUUCGCGCCUCACUCAGCCUCACGCACCUUCAGGACGCCCCGGGAUGUUCCAGAGGUUCGCCAGCGCUCUGUUCGGGGACAACGUGGAUCAGCUGAGUCAAUGCAGCAGACCUGGGGACAGCAAGGAGGAACAGGAGGAUGACUGGAUCCUUGUCAACUACCUGGCUGACACAUGCUCUUCUCAGUGUGGAGAGGGCCUCUCAAGAUCCACUGUCAGUCCUGAUGAUGAUGAGGAGGAGGAGGAAGAGGAAGAUCUAGUGAUGAUCCCCUCCCCCAUAGCCAACCCUGCCAUCCGCUACCCUUCCUGCACCUCCCUCAACUCCACCGCCGACACCGACCUGGACGGCGCUGCGGAGGAUGAGGAUGUGGACGAAGAGGAGGGCGGCUUCCUGCAUCUGGAUGCUUGCUCUCUUGAAGAGAGCUGGUUCGUCACCCCCCCACCCUGCUUUACCGGCCACAACAAGCAGCCGAUCCUCCUGGAGACCAGCCCCCUGGAGAACCUGCUGAUCGAACACCCCAGCAUGUCCGUCUAUGCCCACCACGGCCCCCUACGACUGGCCCGUGACCCCCUACCACCUCGCUCGCUCAGAAUGGAGUUUUUGUCCACCAAUCCAACAGCUUCAGGAAAGGAGAAGGCAAGACACGCUUUAGAAGGAGCUAAACUCAGGCCAGAGGUGGCAGUGUUUCAGCGUCGCUCCAGCCUCCACUCCCCCUGCUACGCUGCAGCGCUCUCUGCCCACACCGGUCUCCUGCAGCAGCGACCAGGUAACGUCACCCAACGCACCCAAUCGCUGUCCCGCAAGGCCUUGCGGCGCCUCAACUUGCUACGCCCCCUGAAGCCCGGCACCAUGCACCUGAACCAACCCAGUCAGAGGCACUUCAACUUCUGAAGGGGUUACAACAUCCCCUCCCACAUCAUCAUGAUCACCACCUCAGUACAGCCCGGGAAUCUACUGGCCACGCCCAAACACCCACCUCAUUUGUUCUCCUUUUGGAAGGAACACCAGCAAACAGCUCUUUAGCCACAGUCAGCUCCCAGCUCUGUUCAGCCUUAAUACUGAACAUUCAAAAGGGACGUGUGGUUGAUUUUUGUUUUUACUUAAAACAGAUUCUGUGGCCAGUGAACCGUUUCUCUCCUGACAUUUUCAUCCUUUCCAUCCAUAGAUGCAAUGAAGAAGAGAUGUGCACCCACUCCCUCUUUCAUCAGAUUCUUUCUUCUCAUUUCUACUUUGCAUCCAAUCACAAACACAAGAGAUGUCAUGACCCAUGACAUCUUCUCUUGUUAGUUUUUUAAUUUUUUUAUGUGUAGAAUCGAUGCUGUAGGUCACUUUAUUCAGAGGCAGGUUCACAGCGUGGCAGGAUGGUCCAGUGGUGCUAUUUCAGGGACUCGCAGAAGGAUGCUUGGUUUCCAAGAUGGCAGGAGACAUUUGGGACCCUAAAUCCUUAGGAUGUGUCGAGUAGUGUCAUAAUGGUCCAGAUUGAUGAGCGAGGAUGUGAGGUUUCAGUGUAGGACAGUGCCAAUAUCAGCUUGUUGUUUAAACAGAGGGUUGGUGUUGUCAUUGAGUAACAGGGAAACCACAAAGCGAAAAACCUGCACCAGUGUUCUGACACUAAAAUCAUCAUCAGCUGUUCCGUUUGAUUUGUUCCUUUUUGUAUUUCUCAACAGAACAGACUACGUUCACAGUUCAAAUGUUGCGUCCGCACCUCUGCUUUGUUAGAGAGGCACAUUUGUAAGAAUACUUAACUUUUAUUGCAUGACUACAACAAUUUAAUUACAACAAUCAAGUUACAGUUCGUUUUUUUACAAGUUUCAAAAUAUGAUUUUGCCAAAAAAAAGUAUGUUGAUGUCAUAGUUUUCUGUCUCAGUGACAUGAAAGUAUUUAUAUAUUUCCUUUCAGCUUCAGACAAUUGCACUCACAUGCUUUGUUCCACAUUUUGCAUUAUGCAAAAUCAUCACACAAAAAAAUCAGAACUUAGCAGGGUUAGGGGGGUCCAAGGUGGCAGUGGCCCACCUUGAACCCCCACUCCUCUCUAGAACCACCCCUGGCCCCUUGACUCAUUAUGAACAUUUCAUAAUUUGCCAUUUUGAGUGACAGACAAGGAAAGUGUCAGUUGGAAAUCUUCUUUAGAGACAUUUACGAACCUAAAGACAGCCCAGAUGCUGCAUUCAUAGUUUCCUAUGAAACUCAAGGCUGCAAAACUGAAAACUGAAAGAAGAGUUGGAACAAAUGUUGACUCAAACACACUUCUGUACUGUAGCUGCUUCACUUGUUGGACUUUUCUGCUGUUGAACAAGCAGACACGUCUCUACAUGUAUCUCUGUGAUUUUUGACUUAUUCUGCUCACUUGACCUCAGGUUUUACUUUUACUGAUCUUUUCCAAUUUUUAAACCAUCACUGCAAAUAAGCGAUUUAACUUUAUCUGAUACUUUGAAGGGGAUUUCUCUUUUUUAAAAUCCUGCCUUUCGAGAUAUUCAGCACCACAUUUUGAUCAAUUCAGCGCCUCCUGCAGCACAUCCUGAACCUGCUUCUGAUUCAAAACUUCUCACAUUUUCUUUCUGAGAAAAUUUAAAUUAAGACUGUAAAUUUUACUGGGUUAAAUAUCACUAAAUGCCUUGUUUUAAGUGCAGCUUUGAAAUGAAAUGUAAAACAAAAUGUAUGUUAAAAAAAACACAAACUUCCAAAAUAGUCUUUUUGAAAAUUAA